Arctia plantaginis is the source of this 1176-nucleotide messenger RNA. The record is from the annotation of a GenBank genome assembly. NCBI's taxonomy places the organism in Eukaryota, Metazoa, Arthropoda, Insecta, Lepidoptera, Erebidae.
AUGGCUGCUACAGGAAAAUCCGUGAAAAAAAUUAAAUCUUUCUGUGCUGUGACGUUUGGAGGUGUUGUAGCGUAUCAGUAUAUUUAUUAUAAGAAAGAUUUCAGUGGUUAUUAUGAAAAUGUGUUACAGCCCUUAAGCCAAUAUCUUAACCCGGAAGUGGCACACAAAAUUGGUGUAGCAGCUAUCAAAUACGGUUUCUUUCCUCCAGAAAAAUUAAAAGAUCCACAAGUCUUAAAAACUAAAUUACUUGAUUAUAAUUUAAAUAACCCAAUUGGAAUUGCUGCUGGAUUUGAUAAACACGGUGAUGCUGUCAUAGGCUUGCAAAAACUAGGCUUCUCUAUUGUGGAAGUGGGCUCAGUAACACCUGAAGCACAGCCUGGUAAUCCUAAACCAAGAGUGUUUCGGUUACCUGAAGACAAUGCAGUUAUUAACAGAUAUGGUUUUAAUAGUGAAGGACAUGAGAAAGUAUACAAAAAAAUCAAAAACAUAAAAGGGUCCCUUUUGGGAGAAGGCUUGUUGGGUAUUAAUUUAGGAAAAAACAAGUUAUCAGACCCUGUCAAGGAUUAUGUUUUAGGAAUCAAAAAAUUUUCAAAUGUAGCUGAUUAUUUUGUUAUUAAUAUAAGCAGUCCUAACACUCCAGGUUUGAGAUCUUUACAGAAGAAAGAAGAGUUAGAACAACUUCUAAUUGAAAUAAAUAAGACUAGAGAUUCUAUAUCAGUGGAAAAAAAACCUCCACUGCUUCUUAAACUUGCUCCAGAUCUCAGUUCAGAAGAAUUGAAAGAAAUAGUGUCAGUAGUUUCUAAACAAGAGUGUAGAGUUGAUGGACUCAUUAUCUCAAAUACAACAAUAGAUCGGUCUGAACUAAAUAAUAUCACUUAUAGAAAUGAAGAAGGUGGUUUGAGUGGAAAACCACUUACAAAUAGAACUACAGAAAUGAUAAAAACUACGUACAAAAUGACAAAAGGAAAAAUACCAAUCAUUGGUGUUGGAGGAGUAUUCUCUGGUCAAGAUGCUUAUGAAAAAAUUCUGGCUGGUGCUAGUGCAGUGCAAAUAUAUACAGCUUUAAUUUAUCAUGGUCCCCCUGUGGUAUCAAAAAUAAAAACGGAAUUAGCAGAACUAUUGACGAAAGAUGGAUAUAAUAAUGUUAAUGAAGCUGUUGGAAAAGGAAUUAGAUAA